CACAAAAAAAAUUUGCUCAGGGCAAGAUUGGGUGAUUAGAGAGGGUGGGGCAUGGAAGUCAUGUCAUUUUUGGUCAACAACUGCUGAAAACUCAGCAAGGUGUACUUGUAAAUCAUCCAUCAUGAAAUGGGCAAAUGCAUCGAAAGAGUCUUCAAAAAAAUCGCUGAAGCUAAACACAGCCUCUCCCAACAAGGCUGGCUGGUAUGCUGAUACAGAUGGGUUCCUAGAACACUCUCCUAGUGGGGGAAGCCUCUGCUACAGGGGGCCCAUCCUCUAGAAGAUGCCAGUUGUUUGGGGGGUCCCCACUCAUAGUCCUACAUUUUCACAGAACUCCUUACCUAACUGAAUCCUUGAGUGCUUUGUAGUCAACCCAGGGCUCUGCUUGAGUGUCACUUCAGUGUCUUGCAGGGAGCUUCAGAUGUCCUUGGUUCUUUUUAGGCUGUUAAGUAGACAUAUAUGAGGUUUGGUACUGGUUGGUGGUUGCUAGUACCAGGUCACCUUGCUCACUGGUGAGUUCAUUCAAACCCAAAAAGUCACACCUGUGUCCUGUGCGCGGGUGCUGCAGGCUUAGGUGGAGAAAAGCAGGGCUAGAAUUGGAACUCAAAGCCCAGAAUGGCAGGAGAGGAUGUGGGGGCUCCACCCGAUCACCUCUGGGUUCACCAAGAGGGUAUCUACCGCGACGAAUACCAGCGCACGUGGGUGGCCGUCGUGGAAGAGGGGACGAGUUUCCUAAGGGCACGGGUCCAGCAAGUUCAGGUUCCCUUAGGUGACGCAGCUAGGCCAAGUCACCUUCUUACCUCCCAGCUACCUCUCAUGUGGCAACUCUACCCCGGGGAGCGCUACAUGGAUAACAACUCCCACUUGUGGCAGAUCCAGCAUCAUUUAAUGGUCAGGGGAGUAGAGGAGCUGUUGCUUAAGCUUUUGCCUGAUGAUUAACCUGGUGCUGGAAUUCUAGGAAGAUAUGCUCCUCUGAUCUGUUCAGUAUAUGGCAAUCACUUCAUCCACCACUGCAGUGCACCCACCUGUGGGCCUGGGGGAGGGAGUGGGUUGAAAAACUGCUCAAGAACACAGAAGUUUAGG
Phyllostomus hastatus (greater spear-nosed bat) is the source of this 1080-nucleotide messenger RNA. It is a transcript of the gene MTCP1, whose product is annotated as mature T cell proliferation 1. The record is from RefSeq and is a predicted model, not a curated record. The coding region runs from base 613 to 936 and encodes 107 amino acids. The transcript has 4 exons. Gene Ontology annotation, molecular function: protein serine/threonine kinase activator activity. NCBI's taxonomy places the organism in Eukaryota, Metazoa, Chordata, Mammalia, Chiroptera, Phyllostomidae. Gene Ontology annotation, biological process: positive regulation of peptidyl-serine phosphorylation.